Nicotiana tabacum (common tobacco) is the source of this 1166-nucleotide messenger RNA. The record is from RefSeq and is a predicted model, not a curated record. NCBI's taxonomy places the organism in Eukaryota, Viridiplantae, Streptophyta, Magnoliopsida, Solanales, Solanaceae.
AUGUAUCCACAAUUGAUAGCACUGAGAUUAUGCCUGAUAUCCAAUUAAUUGAAAACAUGAAACUUAGUGAAAACACGGGUAUAAUAGAUAAUAUGUUGAACGAAUUUGUUGAGGAGGAUCAAGUUUAUAAAGAUAAAGAGACAGUUAUAAAUGUGAUGAAAAACUUGGUUGUACGCGAGAGGUUCCAAUUCAAGGUGAAGAGAUCAAGUGCAACAAGUUAUGGUGAAAGUUACUUAACACAACGUCAAGCUACUUCGGGUGUAAUUGCUAGUAUAGUCAAGGACAAGUAUAUUAAUCCAAAAAAAGUUUACACCGCAAAUGAUAUAAUAAAGGACAUACAAAAGCAACACGGGAUUGAAGUGAGCUACAUGAAAGCAUGGAGAGCUAAAGAGAUAGCAAUGGCAAUGAUAAGAGGGAGUCCGAGUGAUUCAUAUAAGGAGUUGCCAAAGUAUUUUUAUAUGUUGGAGCAUACAAAUCCAGGAACGGUUACAAAGUUGCACAAAUCAGAAGAUGGAUGUUUUCUUUAUGCAUAUGUUUCGCUAUAUGCAUCUAUCGAGGGCUGGGAGCAUUGCAGAUCAAUAAUGGUUGUUGACGGAAGUUUCCUUAAAGCAGCAUAUAAGGGUACCAUAUUGAUUGCUUGCACGCAGGAUGGAGCUGGAAAAAUCCUUCCACUUGCAUAUGCAAUUGUAGAUUCAGAGAAUAACAAAUCUUGGGAGUGGUUCUUUGUCCAGAUAAAGGGUACUUUUGGUGUUAGGGAAGGGAUGUGUAUAGUUUCAGCUAGAAACGAAAGCAUCUUCAAUGCCACAAAAGCUGUGUUCCCAGAAGUACCACAUUGUAUUUGCACGUUUCACUUGUGGAAGAAUGUAAAGCGCACAUUCAAGAAACAUCAUAAACAAUUGAAGGAUAUCUUCUUUGCUUUGGCUAGAGCUUACACGAUAGAGAAGUUUGAGUACCAUAUGACAGAGAUGUGCAAAAUUGAUCCGAGGGUACAGCCUUACUUGUUCGAAAUUGGCUACGAAAGGUGGUCUAGGGCAUAUUCCAAAGUGAAAAGGUCGAUGGUAAUGACUUCCAAUAUUGCAGAGUCAAUUAAUGCAGCAAACAAAGAUGCUAGAGAGUUACAAGUAAUGCGAUUGCUGGAGUACAUGACAAAUUUGCUACAACAGUGA